AUGGAUGUAGGGUUAAUAACCUUGAAGACUGUAACCAGCAACUACAAAAUUUCUGCUCGCCUCCAAGCGAUGAUGGUUUCGAAGCCUGUUACUCCUUCACAAGAUAUCCGGGCAUUCUCUCCCAAGCUCACAUCCAGGGAAAUGGAAGAGCCCGAGCCAGGUUCGGAAUCAGGAGGAAAGUCUUUACCAGCUUCCGUGGUAGAUCUUGAGGGAGGGUAUCCACUAGAGGGAACCGUGAUAUCCAUUCAUGAAAACCCAUUUCCUAGUCCAACUAGUUUGAAUCCGGCACAGCGACAGCAAGCCGUCGAGGUCAUUCGACGAAAUACCAACUUAGUGUUCUCCGCGAUAUCCUCGCAGCACAUUGCGAGUGAAAACAGCAAUGCACUCAUCACAACCCUGGUUAUCGGGAGGGAGCAUUCUUAUAGCGCUGCGCUCGAUCAAUUACGCAGGCGUAUGGUCGAACGAGCGCAGGUGCAGUUGAUUGACGACCUGCACAAACUAGGAAGACAGCUCGCAGUCCUCAAACGCAUCUACCAAAGCUAUGAUUUGAUUGUCAACCCGCGUGCUCAAGCGGCAGCCAACUUCGGCUUUGAUUUCUUGAGCAGGGGGAACACCUGGAAAUCUAACGGAUAUGACGAGAUGAAUCCGAGCGAGUUAGGCGGCAUCCAGCUUAGCUCUGCUGCUAUUGGCCGCUUCGAAAGACUGCUGGAUCGAAUUCGGCUGUACGCCUUGAGUGAAAUUGAUGAGUGUUUGGCCGAGAAAGAAUCCAUGACGUUUAUGGUGUUCAAUUUAAUCGCCGUCAAAGAUUCGCAGGCAGUCGAAAGGCUGACUAGAACCACAAUUCUUAUAGCCAAGGCAACCAUUUUAUUCCUGCCAGUCACUUUAAUGACAUCCUAUUUCUCAACGGAGAUCGAGGAACUUCAGGGCGUGUACACGGUGAAACAAUAUUGGAUUGCAUUUGCGGUGCUCCUAGUGCUGUCAGCGCUAGUUCUUGCGAUAUAUGGAUGGGCCGCCGAUACGGUUGAGGGCAAGACUAUCUAUGUGUCCUUCGCAAAGAGUUUUUACCGCUCUUCUGUGGCGGCCUUUGGGAAAAGGAGGAAGUGGAAGAUUGUAUAG
Messenger RNA from Histoplasma mississippiense, 1116 nucleotides. RefSeq lists its product with no specific name. The record is from RefSeq and is a predicted model, not a curated record. NCBI's taxonomy places the organism in Eukaryota, Fungi, Ascomycota, Eurotiomycetes, Onygenales, Ajellomycetaceae. The transcript has 7 exons. Gene Ontology annotation, molecular function: magnesium ion transmembrane transporter activity; cobalt ion binding; magnesium ion binding. The coding region runs from base 1 to 1116 and encodes 371 amino acids.